This is a messenger RNA of Homalodisca vitripennis (glassy-winged sharpshooter), 4975 nucleotides long. RefSeq lists its product as uncharacterized. NCBI's taxonomy places the organism in Eukaryota, Metazoa, Arthropoda, Insecta, Hemiptera, Cicadellidae. The record is from RefSeq and is a predicted model, not a curated record. The coding region runs from base 373 to 2565 and encodes 730 amino acids. The transcript is spliced from 3 exons.
UGUAUGCAAUUUUAGGUUAUGUUCAUGUUUUCUAUUACAUUUAGUUUUAUUAUGUCAAUGUUUUGGGAUUUCUUAGACAUUUCAGUAUUAGCCUACCUAUAUCUGAUAUGCAAAUUGGUUUAUUUCUGUCACUAAUAAGAAAAGGUAUUGAUAGCUCACAGGGGAAAGUAAUAGCAACACAGAACACCUGCAACCGCACAAUGGUCUAAAAUCCACUGAAGUAACCUGCAUCUUGGAUCUCACUUCAAGCUCCGAGCCACUACCAGUUGAAGAGAAGGAGAAACAAACAUCUUCGGAUAGGCUCUCUAGUGUCAGUGAUAUCAAUCAAACCAACCCUUUAAACCUAAAUGUUUGGCCCCCUUUAAAACAAAAAUGAUGAGUAGCGAUAGUAAUAAAAUUAUUUUAAAUAGUAUUACAGAGUUGAAGUUGGUUUUAGACAAAAUGUAUAAUGUAGAUGAUUAUGAGAAUUAUAUUGAUAACUUAGACAUAUUAGAAAAUACUUUUGUUAAUAGAAAUAACUGGUUACUUCAUUACAAUGUUCAAGGUCUUCUGUCCUUUACAAAGUUAACAGAAUUACAAAUGUUUGUAAAUAAAUUUCCCAUUAAAGUCAUUAGUCUCAAUGAGCACUGGUUGAACAGCUCUCAGCUAUCAAAUUUGAAUACUUUUGAAUGUUUUGUAUUGGCUUCUCACUAUAUUAGGGUAAGUAGUACUAGAGGAGGUUCCUGUAUUUUAGUUAAAAAAGGUACACAGUUUAUUGAAAGAAAUGAUUUGAUUGUUUCUCUCAAAGAAGAUUUCGUUUUUGAGAGUUGUUGUAUAGCAAUCCCUAAUGAGAGCCAACUUGUUAUUUCAAUUUAUCAUAACACAAAUAAGUCCAAUGUAGAUGGCUUUUUGAUUAAACUUGAAAAACUAUUUAAGGCACUAAAAAGAGAAUCUAAAAGAAACCAUGUUUAUAUAACAUCAGACUUUAAUAUUGAUAUUUUGGAGUCAUGCAGAGAUUACAAUUUACGAAAUAGGUUUUUAAAUUUACUGAUUUCAUAUGGGUAUACUUACAAUUUUAAAAUGCCAACUAGAGUAACUAAAGAAACUAUGUCAUGUAUAGACAACAUUAUUACCAAUAAUAGAGUUAAGCAAAGUAAACUAUUAAAUAUUGAGCUAGGUUUAUCUGACCAUAGAGCCUUAUUAAUAUCAGUUGAUUGUAAGAAUGAUUUUACAGCACAAAAAGGUUCCACUAGAAAAAGGAUAUUUACAGCUCAGAAUAUUGCUGGUAUGGUUGACUGUAUUAGUAAUACAUCAUGGAAUGUUUGUCAAUUAAGCACUGUGCAGGAAAAUUUCAAUAGUUUUCUUAGCAGUUUUAAGACAUGUUUUGAAUCUUCUUUCCCUUAUAAAUCUGUCAAAGCUAAAUGUGGAUCUAAAAAUAUUUUAAAAAACAAGAGAUGGAUUACAAAUGGUAUAAUCGAGUCAAGUAAGAAAAAAAGGGAACUACAUAAAAUAGCAAAAUCUAGCAAUGAUGUAAAUUUUAUUCAGUAUGUAAAAGAUUACAAACACAUUUUUAAAAAAGUUUGUACUGCUGCUAAAAGAAUGUAUAACUGUAAAUAUAUCAGUGAUUCCAAAAACAAAAGUAAAGCUGUGUGGCAUGUAGUGAAGUCAGAGUUAGGUAUUAGUACGACUAAAAAACAAGACUGUACAAGACUCAAAAUAAAAGAUGAAAUUUGUGUAGACACUAAGCACAUUGCUCAUCACCUCAAUAUUAUGUUUGUAAAUACUACUUAUAAAAUUAGUGCAAACCCACAGAUCAACUCUGCGAUUCAACUUUUAAGUAACUUUAAUUGUAAUAAGCAAGCCUCAUUUGUCUUUAAAAAUGUUAGUGCACAAGAAGUCCAUAGAGUAAUAAUGAGUCUGAGGAACACAAAAUCCGUUGCGUGGGAUGAGAUCCCAGUGCAAGUGCUGAAGGCUUCUGCGCUUUACAUCUCACAACCUCUGGCUUUAAUUGUUAACCACUCUUUCAUGUGCGGUCAAUUUCCCUCGCAACUUAAAUAUGCAGAUGUAAUACCAGUUUUUAAAAAAGGGGAAAGGCAAGACCCUAACAACUACAGGCCAGUGUCAAUAUUACCUAGCAUAUCAAAAGUCUUUGAAAAGAUAGCCCACAAGCAAUUAUGUACAUAUUUAGAAAACAAUGGUUUCCUCUGUAAAAAUCAGUAUGGCUUUCGCUCUGGCCACAGCACUAUUGAGGCAGCAUCUGAAAUGAUUGAGCAGAUUCUAGAGGCCUUGGAUGGGUCGCAGGAUACUGCUGGUAUUUUCUGUGACCUAUCCAAGGCCUUUGACUGUGUAAAUCACUCAUUACUUGUAAGUAAACUUAAAUUUUAUGGAAUCUUAGGUAAGCCUUUGGAAUGGUUCCAAUCAUUCCUUACUGAUAGGAAGCAAAGAAUAUUACUCAACAAUAAUGGCAUAAACAUACAUCAUCAUGGGCAAACAUAUGUAGUGGUGUACCACAAGGAUCUAUUUUGGGUCCUUUAUUAUUUAUUAUUUUUAAAAAUGAUCUGCCUUAUAAUGUUAAAAAUAAUUUGAUAUUGUAUGCAGAUGAUACUACAUCCCUAGUAAAAUGUAACCGAGGACAACAUAUUAAAUCAGAAAUUGUUAAUUCGCUCAUAGAUUUAGAAAAAUGGUUUACAUAUAAUGGGCUUGUACUAAAUAGUGAUAAAACUCAAAUUGUAAAAUUCCAAACAUUGCAAAGCAAGACCCUGUCAAAUUUUCAGAUAAAUUUCAGGAAUACAACUCUGACUGCUGUAGAUUUUAGUAAAUUUUUGGGGCUCCUUAUUGAUAAAAAUUUGUCCUGGAGACCAUACAUAGAUGUCUUAAACAAAAAACUGAGUUCAGCUUGCUACCAAAUGUUUACAUUAAGGGAGUUGGUAGACAUUAAGACUAGGAUUAUAGUUUAUUAUUCUUGCUUUUAUUCACUAGCACAGUAUGGAAUACAAAUAUGGGGCAGCUGCUCUGGCAUUAUCUCUGUCCUCAAAAUUCAAAAGAGAUACAUAAGAACCAUGUAUCUCUUGAAUAUAAGAACCUCAUGUAAAAAAAUAUUUACAGAUUUAGAAAUAUUGACAAUUCCAUCAUUGUAUAUUUAUAGUUGUUUAAUUUUUAUUCAUAAUCGUCUAAAUUCAGGAAAUAUAAAGCAACAUGAGCACCAGUAUAACACCCGUUUUAAAGAUAGACUGCAAUUUCCUGUACACAAAUUAACAUUAUUUGAAAGUUCACCAAGUUAUAUGGGAACUAAAUUUUAUAAUAAGCUUCCUCCUCAUUUAAAACAGCUUAAAAUGUCUUGUUUUAAGAACUCAGUUAAAAGUCUACUAAUUAGUAAAGCUUACUAUAGCAUAACUGAGUUUUUACAUGACAGUCUUUACGAUCACAUGUUUUAAUGUUUGUAAUAUUUUAGUGUAAUGUAAGUUUUAUUCUGAUGUAAUUGUAUUACAGAUUUAGUAUUUAUUAUUGACAAGCAACCUGUUCACACAACAUCUGAAGUUGUAAAAUCUGUGAAUGUUUUGUUGCAAUAAACUUCUUGAUUCACAGGCCUCUGUGAUUAUUCUAUAUAGUGCCUAUAGUUUAUUUUGGGGGUUAAUGUUUUGUGACAUACGUAUUUUGCUUUCUAUGUUACUAGUAUAUAAUGGCCAGUUGGCAUUUUUAAGGUUUAAUUUAUUGUUAUUAAUGUUAAUAAAAUCUAGGUUGGUAUUAUGCAUUAGGCUUGUAAUAUUAAGCUUUAUAUAAAUAAGUAAAUGAUCACUUCCCAUAGCAUCCAUACCUACUUCCCACGAUUGUAAUAAUGAGUGGAUAUUGGGUGUAACAAAAGACAAAUCAAUGGCUGAUGAUUGUUGAUACAGAGUAGGUAUUGUGGUGUGGCUAUAAUCAUUGAUUAAGAUAAAUGAAAAUCCCUGCAGCUGUUUCCAUCUCGCUGGUAGGAGUUCACGAAGAACCCUAAGUUCAGAAAAAGUUAAUUUAAACAAAUAUCCUUUUCUUCAAAACUUUGUAACGAUUAACUAGUUCUUUACACGUUCGAAACAAUUUGUCUUCUUUUACUGCUUUUAGCUCUUUGACAUGAUACAAAAAACCAAACAUAGAAUCGUAAUUGGCAAUUUGUUCAAACCUUCUUUUCAAGGACUGUGCUGCAGUAUCUGCUGUAACAAAAAAACACUCCAACCUUAAACGUUUGCUCUGCAGAUUCUGCUGUAGGAUCAUCUUCUCCCUCGUACUCAAACAUUUGUCUUUUCUUUCUCUGCCUUACUUCUUUGAAAUUUGGCUCUAUACCCAGAGUUUCACUAAGUUCUCCUGCUAUUAAUGUUGCCACCACAAAACCUUUAGCUGUACACUUCUGAAAAAAGUGAACUUGCCCUUGGAGUAACUGCAAUGCAACUCCAAGGUGCAUUUUUUUCUGAGUCUGUAGGCUUUUGCUAACACUGUUAACUGCAGAAAGCACAUCAUACCAAAUAAAUAGGGUUAGUAAGAACUCAUAGCUAAUUAUUUCAUUUAUAACCGAUCGUACUUCACUAUUGGAUUUUGGAUCCUUAGUGACUUCAAUUAAUGCAGUAUUAACUUCCUUAAUUUGAUAUCGAAGUGCUAUUACACUCUUCCAGUUUACCUAUCAACAAGUGUUUUUUUUUAUUUGUUUCAUUUUUGGUUUUUGGUCUUUAGGGACAAAAAUGUAUUAUAUCUGCACUGUCACGAACCAGGAAAGUAAAAAACACUCACCAGCAACGAGAACCAUGCCGGUGUUGUUAUGGCAUGUCCUCACCCAAACCACAUCCCAUUAUUUGGUCUUACACACUGCAACCGAAGUUGACAGUAAAAGUGCACAGCUCUUCGGGUAUGCGGUAAACUACAAUAUUUGAGUGCAAGAAGUUUAAACAAGUAACGACAUUUGUUACGUAAGACAUGUGCUUCAUGUAACUUUAUAUUUAUUUACAGAAGUUAAACCAUUUGAAAAAGA